AAUAUCAAUGGAGAGAAUAAACAGCAGAGUUCUCGUAACGGGUAGCCUGGAAAGAAAACGAGAAGCUAACACCGUUGGCCCCUGCUCGCUUGUGUGCUCGGCGGAGGACACUUGCUGCUACCCUGGUUUGCUGCCCUUGCUCCUUGCACACUUGCUGGGGCCCUUUCGCGAAGGUCCCUGCCAGCACCACUCGGCACCACCACCCAGCAUUUGGUUUUUGGAGCUCUGCUCCAGGCCUUGCUCGCCUUUUCGCCCUUUUUUUCUGCCAAUCUAAGACCUUUCCGGUACUGUCUUUGGGCCAUACCCCUCUUGAGUGGUCGGCUGGCGAGCGAGCGGACCAGGGCAACACCGGUACGUACAGCUCAGAGAGAGCGGAACGGGACACCGGGCCAGGCUGGACGAGAGAGAGAAGAGAGAGCUCAGUUGUUUUCUCUGCUGGGGGGGGAGACACCCCGGCAAGCCCACAGAGAGCUGAUCAUCCUCUCACCACCACCACCUAAAUCAGGCCGCAUCCCUUCCUCCUCCUUCUCUUCCCUCCUCCUCACCACCGCUCCACCGACCUCCCCCAAUUUUUUUUUUCUCUCUUUUGGCUUUUGAAAGAGGCAGGAACGUCUGAGAGGCGAGGAACAGUUGCGCUGAGUCCCGACACCCCGAGUUGCUUGCCGGUUUAACUGGAGGGUCGAGCUACGAACAGAGCGCAAAAACGUUGUCGAGAGGGCCAAAAAGAACGCAAUCAGGGACACUCAAAGCUUGUCCCAACCCCAACCGCGUGUCUUUAUCGCUGAGUUCAAACGUUGGUCGAGAUCACCUGCAAUUUUCAUCUACCGCUGUUACUUCUGCAUCCCACCUGCUGGUACCACCGCCUGCAUAAAGUAUCUUAACCGCCCCUCGCCACCAAAGCAUUGGACAGCCAGCCAGCCCCGACAUCACAGAGAUCCGCUUUCUCCCUCCAUCUGAAGCUCGACUUCCUCGACGACUGCCUCGCGUCCGCUCACGAACACGUCCUUCGUCUUGUUCAGUGAUCUGGUCUUGUUGUCAAAUCCAACCAACAUCUACGGCGUCCAGCAUUUUGCUAUGCUGGUUUGAUCGUGAUCGCGGAUUCCCAUAUCGCAACCACGCACCCGAGAAGAAAAAAAAAGCUACCCAAUUGGGCCACUCUAGAGAGCUUGUCGUGCCAUCAAGCCUGACUGUCUCGUCUUGUCCCCCUCUUCGGCCCGACAGUAGUCUCCAUCGUGGAGACCGGCGGUUACGUGACCGCAAACUCAGAUUCACCCAGCUUCGAGAAAUACCGAAAAGCUGGAUCUCCCGUCGAUCUCACAAGGGCAUACCCGGGGUCCGUCCACCGAAGUGCCGUACUAUCAUCAGCAGCGACCGUUGUAUGUGAACGAGAGACUGCCAUCUUUACCUUUGCCGCAGCCUCCCCAGGCAUAUUCCUCGAGCGGUUCGUCACCCCGGGUAAGCUCGAUAUCAUCUGCUGCAAGCUCCCACCUUGGUUCGCAGUCGUCCUUCACCUCAGCUGCGUCCUCCAACGGCCCCAAGACCCCAGGCACGCUUUCCCCAACGCUUCCGGGUAACUCUGUACCAGGCCCGCAGAGUCAAGGACAUCCAGGAUACGAGCAUUACCCAGCGAUGCAAAGUGGAACGGAGAUGUACUACCAACCGGCACCUCACAUGUCUACCGGCCAACAGCCGCCCCCGCAGACUGUCACUUCUCACUACGGCCAACAACAACCACCUCUGUUGCACCCAGGUCCUGCUCAAUACCCCCCAGCUCCCUAUGGAAGUCAGUACGGUUACGGAAAUGGCCUUGCCUCUCCGCAGACAGGACCGCCCUCGGUGUCAAACCCGAUGGGUGGUGGUCAGCCAGUCCUCCCUCUCCCCGGCGUGAACCAGCCAGGCAUGCCCAACAACGCAUACACGGCCGGCUUCGACACGACUGGCCAAGUCGCGCCACCGGGUAUGAAACCCCGCGUGACAGCAACGCUUUGGGAAGAUGAGGGCAGCCUGUGCUUCCAGGUCGAGGCUCGCGGCAUCUGCGUCGCCCGCAGAGAAGACAACCACAUGAUCAACGGUACCAAGUUGUUGAACGUGGCAGGAAUGACACGUGGGAGACGCGAUGGUAUCUUGAAAAGCGAGAAGGUCAGACAUGUGGUCAAGAUUGGCCCCAUGCAUUUGAAGGGUGUCUGGAUCCCAUUUGACAGAGCUUUGGAGUUUGCCAACAAGGAGAAGAUCACCGAGCUUUUGUACCCCCUAUUCGUGCACAACAUCAGCUCCCUGCUUUAUCACCCUGCGAACCAAAGUCGGGCCAACCAGGUUUUGACCGCGACGGCAGAACGCCGGAAGCAGGAUAGUCUGCGCGCAGGUCAACCACCAAAUGGCCUGCCGUCUAUUCAGCAGCAGCCGCAGCACCACCAUCACUCGAUGUCCCUUCCCGGUCCUCAAGCUCCUCUCCCAUCGCAUUCCAGCAUGGGCCGCCCCUCGAUUGAUCGCGCGCACCCCUUCCCCACCCCACCCACCAGCGCUUCCAGUGUGAUGGGUCCUAUGGGUGCCUCUGAGAACUUUCAAUGGAGCCAGCAGAGCAUGAACAACGGCCAGUCGAGUCAGAUCUCGAUUGACACCACUUUGAGCAACAAUGCCCGGUCGUUACCCAACACACCUGCGACCACGCCUCCCGGGUCUACCCUUCAAAGUAUGCAGAAUUACCCCCCGGUCAGCCAACCAUAUGACAGCUCGCGCCAAAUGUACCAGGCACCGCCCCCGCAACAGUCCUCGUACACUUCUGCAAACCCCAACACCCAGGAAAGAUCCAUCUACGGCCAGUCCAACUACGUAAAAACUGAAAUGCCCCCCCCAGCCGGUCGCGCCACGGGCCAGGGAAACGAGCAGGGUGACUCGAAGCCGCAGAAUGGGCUGAUGCACGGCGAAAACCAGCCUGCCUCUGGACAGGAAGAGGAAGCCGACCACGAGCAUGACCCCGAGUACACUCACGACAGCGGGGCCUAUGACGCAAACCGCAACUCGUACAAUUACAGCAACCCCCAAGUGGCCUCGUUACCAAACGACCACGCUCAUCUGUCUCCCGAGAUCUCUGGUUCUCCCCACCAAGCUGGUUCCGGAAGAGCGACUCCUAGGACCGCCGCUGCCCCGCAAUCAUACUAUGCCCAGCAAGGUUACCACACACCACCGCGCGCACCCGGUCAACCGUCAAGCAAUCUCUAUAGCGUGAUGAGCAGCGACCGCAAUGCUCCCAACGGAACCAACGGCAGUGACGUCUAUGCCAGCCAGCCGGACAUGAACUCGAUGCCAAACGGCUAUGCGCCCCAACCACCAGUGCUGAACGGCUCAACGUCCUUGAAGCGCGGUAGAGACGACGAUGACGACAGACCGAGCAGCGGCGGUGGCGGCAUGUCAAUGGACAUGAAGAGACGCAAGAUGCUUGAUGGCAGCGGGUCGAUGCCAUCACCCACUUUCAACCCCCCCAUGGCGCAACCUGCUUCUACCAUUCCUUCACAAAGACGGAGGUAAUACGGCGAUAGCAUCUUGAUUUUCGCGACGAACGAACGACCAACAACGAAGGGCUCUUUUUUUUUUCUGGGAGGGCCCGGGUUCUCAAGGACGAUUGCUCAGGCGAGCAAAACAGCUGACGAUUCUCUUUGUUGGAUGCUUGCUGAUAUGGCUGUACAUGGCUGAUGAAUUAACGGA
Podospora bellae-mahoneyi is the source of this 3702-nucleotide messenger RNA. It is a transcript of the gene ASM1, whose product is annotated as Cell pattern formation-associated protein asm-1. Gene Ontology annotation, molecular function: DNA-binding transcription factor activity; sequence-specific DNA binding. Gene Ontology annotation, biological process: positive regulation of transcription by RNA polymerase II. NCBI's taxonomy places the organism in Eukaryota, Fungi, Ascomycota, Sordariomycetes, Sordariales, Podosporaceae. Gene Ontology annotation, cellular component: nucleus. Bases 1630 to 3525 code for a protein of 631 amino acids. The record is from RefSeq and is a predicted model, not a curated record. The transcript is spliced from 7 exons.